Postia placenta MAD-698-R-SB12 is the source of this 1879-nucleotide messenger RNA. RefSeq lists its product as hypothetical. Gene Ontology annotation, cellular component: mitochondrial matrix. The transcript is spliced from 11 exons. Bases 1 to 1680 code for a protein of 559 amino acids. The record is from RefSeq and is a predicted model, not a curated record. Gene Ontology annotation, molecular function: methylisocitrate lyase activity; isocitrate lyase activity. NCBI's taxonomy places the organism in Eukaryota, Fungi, Basidiomycota, Agaricomycetes, Polyporales, Adustoporiaceae.
AUGCACACGCUGUCCUACGCCUCCCUUCCGCCACUUCCGCUCGACCCACCCUCUCUCGCCGAGGAAGAUGCCGGCCUCACCGACCGUGUCGCUGCGCUCGAGUCUUUCUUCUCCCUUCCCCGCUUCGCGGGCCUCUCGCGCCCGUAUUCCGCGCACGAUGUCGCCUCGAAGCAGGGCACCGUUCCCCCACUGCCGCUUCCCUCCGCUCUGACCGCCGACAAGCUCUGGCGACUGUUCCAGGCGCGCGCUGCAGAGCGGGCACCGGUCCACACCAUGGGCGCCGUCGACCCCGUUCAGAUGACCCAGAUGGCUCGCUGGCAGGAGGUUCUCUAUGUGAGCGGAUGGGCUGCCAGCAGCCUGCUCACUACUGCUCGGAACGAGGUCGGCCCUGAUAUCGGAGACUACCCAUACACAACCGUACCGAACCAGGUCGAACGCCUCUUCCGCGCACAGCAGUUGCACGACCGCAAGCACUACGAUGAACGCAUUGCCAUAGGCUCUGAGGCUCGCGCUCGCACCCCUUACAUCGACUACCUCCGCCCCAUCAUUGCCGACGCGGACAUGGGACAUGGUGGCAACUCGACUGUGAUGAAGCUCAUGAAGCUGUUUGCUGAGGCUGGCGCUGCAGCAGUACAUCUCGAGGACCAACUCGUCGGAGGCAAGAAGUGCGGGCAUCUCUCGGGCAAGGUGCUCGUCCCCACCUCGACGCACAUCUCACGGCUCGUCGCGGCGCGUUUCCAGCUCGACCUUCUCCUGCACCCGAUGCUCCUCAUCGCGCGUACGGAUGCGGAGAGUGCACGUCUCAUUUCGUCCACUGUUGACGUGCGCGAUCACCCAUUCAUGCUUGGUGUUCAUCUCGAUGCGGGACGGCGGGAGAAGCCUCUCGCGGAGGCAGUAGAGGAGGCAGAGGCCCGUGGCGCCAGUGCAGAGGAUGUCGGGCGCGUCGAGGUGGAGUGGCUCGAGCGGAACAAAUUGUGCACCUUUGAGCAAGCCGUCGAGCGUACGAUUGAACGGUCUUCGCUCCAGCACAAGGAUGCUGCGCUCGCCGAGUUCCGCUCGGCGUCCGCGGGCAAAUCGAACACGGACGCGCGCGACAUUGCGCAAGACAUUCUGGGCGUGCCUGUGAGCUGGGACUGGGAUCUGCCGAAAACGCGUGAGGGAUACUACCAUUUCACAGGCGGGCUUGAGGCCGCGACGCGACGUGCACGAGCGUUCGCACCGUAUGCGGACCUACUUUGGGUUGAAACGAAGCGACCAGACCUUGCACAAGCGCAAAGCUUCGCUCGCAGCAUUCGAGAACAAUUCCCUGAGAAGUACGUAUUGUUCGUGUAUAAUUUGAGCCCGAGCUUCAACUGGUCGGCACAGGGCUUCUCAGAUACGGACUUGAAGAACUUUGUCUGGGAUUUGGCAAAGGAAGGCUUUGUUCUGCAGCUCAUCUCGCUCGCAGGCCUGCAUUUGAACGCAACCGCCACAGCCGAGCUUGCGCAGCGCUAUAAAACCGAUGGCAUGCUCGCGUACGUCGAGCUUGUUCAGCGCAAGGAGAAGGAGCUCGGGUGCGAUGUGCUCACCCACCAGAAGUGGAGCGGCGCGAAUUACAUCGACCGCAUCCUCACGACAGUCUCUGCGGGCUCAUCGAGCACAUCAGCGGUGGGCAAGGACUCGACGGAACAUUCGUUCUGAUCAGACAUGCUACGUUAUGACAAUGUUCUUCACGUCGAUGCAUCAGGAAGUCCGUUCAAAGAGGCGUUGAGCGUGAGAUUAUAGGCAAUAUGGCACGACGCCCAGCUGUCGUCACAGUCACACGUCGACACUACAUUCUUUCUUUGGCUAUGUUACAUCGUUGUUUGAUUACAGGGAUAUUCAAUACAUUCAACCCUCC